AUGUCCUCCGACAACCCCCUCCUCGACCCCUCCAUCUUCGCCCACCUCCAGGAGAAGAUUGACGAGGAGACCCGCGUCCGUGAUAACCUCACCCAGAUCAUCCAGCGCCUCGAGCGUGCCGUCGCUACCGCACAGGGCCUGCUCUCGCGCGUCCACUCUACGCCCCGCGCCCGCUACCCUGCGCUUGUGUCCCAGGUCGAGGAUGCCAUCAAGGAGGAGGUCACCAUCGUGGGGGAGCUGAGCGCUGUUGCCAGCCAGCACCCCUACUACAAGUACAACGGCAAGUGGGCUAGAACCAUCCAAAACGCCAUCGGCACCGUCGUCUACACUGCCUGGCUCGGCGGCCUGGGCUCAGACUCACAGCCCGCCUCUCUCGGCCGCCUCCUCACGCUCGAGCAAGUCGGUGCCGUCUUCCAAGUCCCAACCAACCUGAAGGACCGUGAUGCCUUCCACCUCACCAUCGAAGAGUACCUCCUCUCCCUGACGGACCUGACUAAUGAGCUCGCCCGUCUGGCCCCCAACGCCGUCACCCACGGCGACUUUGAGCUGCCCCUCGUUAUUAGCGGUUUCAUCAAGGAUCUGUUCGCCGGGUUCCAGCUGCUGAACCUCAAGAACGACAUUCUGCGCAAGCGCGCGGAUGCCGUCAAGUAUGACGUCAAGAGGGUUGAGGACGUCGUCUAUGACCUGAGCCUGCGUGGUCUGGUCAAGAGAGCUGGCGAGGGUGACACCGAGAUGGCUGCUGCCGAGUAA
This is a messenger RNA of Fusarium keratoplasticum, 750 nucleotides long. RefSeq lists its product as uncharacterized. Gene Ontology annotation, cellular component: cytoplasm; nucleus. Gene Ontology annotation, molecular function: single-stranded DNA binding; sequence-specific DNA binding; RNA binding. The record is from RefSeq and is a predicted model, not a curated record. Lineage: Eukaryota; Fungi; Ascomycota; Sordariomycetes; Hypocreales; Nectriaceae. Bases 1 to 750 code for a protein of 249 amino acids. Gene Ontology annotation, biological process: RNA metabolic process. The transcript has 4 exons.